AUGGGCCACCGGAGGCGCCCACGCCCUCGGUCGUUGGUCUUCGGCCUACACGGCACUCGUCGACUCUCCACAAGAUCUCAUCGUAGUUCUAUACUCCGUGGCUGCACAAAACCGCGUGAACUCGACGAUUUGGACAGAAACGGCGAUUUGGAAAAUGAAGUCGUGAACCUGGGAUCAUGGAUAGGUACUGGUGACAAUUGUUGCUUUCGCAGCUUAUAUUACAUUUGGCCAUCGUGCGCCAUUAUUAUUCAGAGGAAAAGGGAACUUGAUGAGGACGUACCGGACCACACACUCGUUGCUGCAGCCACUAUAAAUAUUAUCGGGCACAAUUAUUAUUCAAUUCGUAUUACUAGCACCAGGAGCUGCAGCUUAAUUAAUUGUUCAUUCGCUCCAGCAAUUCAGCAGCCACAAUGGCAUCCGCCGCUAGCUCCAACAACACCGCCACGCCCGACCUCGACCUGGAAGCGCAAGUGCCCACGGUGA
Messenger RNA from Triticum turgidum subsp. durum (durum wheat), 483 nucleotides. Lineage: Eukaryota; Viridiplantae; Streptophyta; Magnoliopsida; Poales; Poaceae. The record is from the annotation of a GenBank genome assembly.